GUCCCUUCCCGCCCGUCCCCGCCCCGGCAGUCGGCGCCAUGGAGGACUCGCUGAAGCGAGCGCUCGGCACAGCGGUGCUGCGGCCGACCGGGCAUAUGGGGGGCGGCUGCAUUAGCCAGGGCCAGAGCUACGACACGGACCACGGCCGGGUGUUCGUGAAGUGCAACUCUCAGUCGGAGGCCAGAAGAAUGUUUGAGGGAGAAAUAGCAAGUCUGGAAGCCAUCCUGAAAACAGAGACUAUAAAAGUGCCUAAACCCAUCAAAGUUAUAGACCUGCCUGGAGGAAGUACUGCAUUUGUGAUGGAACAUUUGGAAAUGAGGGGCUUGAACAGACACUCAGCACUGCUUGGAACUCAGCUGGCUGAUCUUCACCUUCAUAACCAGAAACUUGGAGAGAAGCUGAAGAAAGAAGGGAGCAUAGUUGGUAAAGGUCAAGGGCAAACAGAAGUCCAGUUUGUGGAUCAGUUUGGCUUUCAUACAGUUACCUGCUGUGGUUAUCUUCCACAGGUGAACAACUGGCAGAGUGACUGGGUGACCUUCUUUGCUAGACAAAGGAUCCAGCCCCAGAUGGACAUGAUUGAAAAGAAAUCAGGUGACAAAGAAGCAAGAGAACUUUGGGCACAGCUUCAGCUGAAGAUACCCAGUUUUUUCUGUGGUGUGGAAAUCGUUCCUUCUCUCCUGCAUGGGGAUCUCUGGGGAGGAAAUGUAGCUGAGGAUGAUUCUGGUCCGAUUAUCUUUGAUCCAGCUUCUUUCUACGGCCAUUCAGAGUAUGAGCUCGCAAUAGCUGGGAUGUUUGGUGGCUUCACCAGUUCUUUUUAUUCUGCUUAUCACAGUAAAAUCCCCAGAGCCGCAGGGUUUGAGAAACGCCUGAAGCUUUAUCAGCUGUUCCACUACAUGAACCACUGGAACCAUUUUGGUUCAGGGUACAGAGGGUCUUCUUUAAACAUUAUGAGAAACCUUGUAAAGUAACUUGCUGCUUAAGCCAAAUACUUCCUGUGUUGUUUGGAGAACCCCAUACUUGGUGGUGCAGCUGCAGGAGUAGUAAUGUUAAAAACAACCUGUGAGACCCUUGACCUUGUUAAAGACCUAGAACCAGUGUCUCCUGCUGAAUACCAAGUAUAAAAUAGUCAUCCCUUUUUAGGAUAGCUGGGGAUAACUCCACGAGGAAAAAAACUAAGGAAGGAGUGAAUUUGCACAGUGAAUAAAGGUCUCAGUGUCCAGAAAGCACGUGAGACUGUGCAGGGUAACACAAAUAAACACCAAUGAUAUGCCUAAAAGAAGUUGCUUACUGCAUUUUGCUGUGUUUUCCUCUUUCAGCUCUUUAUGUCCAGUUGUGUGCAUGAGAGCAACGUUAACGACAGAGCUUGAAAGUACAGGAAAAUUAUGUAACGUAAUUUUAGGAAUUAUGUUUACGAACUGUGAGAAUGGAUUUGGACUUGCUAUUAAUUUUCACAAAAUCAGAGUGGGGGAGGUUGGCGGGGGGGAUCAGAGAAUGUCAUCUAGUUCAACCUCUCUACCUAAGCAGAUUACUUAGGAUUGGCUCCAGAGGCUUUUAAAGACCUCCAGGGUUUUGGUGAUUGAUUCCAGUCUAUGCAGACUGUUGGUGCCUCCUGGAAUGCUUGUAGGCUGUUCUCUGCUUUCUGGUCAGUGGGCUUUUAUCCACAGCAAUUUUGCUUCCACCAGAACUAGUUCUCUUCCUUUUUUAGACUAUGCUUUUGUCCAAUAGUGUGCAUUCUUAGAGAACUUUACAGGUAAGACACUUUCCAUGUACACACCUUGUGGAGGUAUAUUCUCUAAUGAAAUAAAACCUGCACAUGCUUCACCUGUAUGACUAAAGUCAGUCAAAAUCCACCUAAUCAUGCUGGCACUUUGUUUUUUCCAUACCCCAAAGAAAACUAUAAAAAUAUAACUUAAAAGGGGAAGGAGGUCAGGGGAGACUCCUGGGGUGGCUCACAGGCUGCAACCCUCUGCUUCUCUACAGGAAUGCCUAUCAGCUAAUUUUAUUCCAAGGGCAUACACCUGCUUGUGCUUUCUGAUACCAGUGUGUUUAUCAACAAUAGUUUAUCAACCUUACUCUGGCACAAGGAUCAGUAAACCACAGCAUUUAUGUCAGUAGGACCACAAAUGUGCCCAGUGUCAAGGCUGCACCAUUUGUACACCUGUGCUCGCAAGUUCCAAUGCAGACUUAGAGUGCUGCACUGUUCACUUCAGGGCUUCAGACACGCCAGAAAGAGGAAGAUGUAGACACCUCUGGGCUCAGUACUUCUCUGGAUAACCUGGAAAGCAAGGGGUUUUCCUUUCCUAAACUCUCACAUAACAGUCCCCCGUAAGAGCGUGCUGUGGAUGUUGUGGUAAGAGGCAUGAAAGGGAAGGAAGGUAACGUGUAACUCACAGAGCAGCACUUCACCCUGUCACAAGUCCUUGAUGAUAGAUCCACAGACUGUGGCUUUAAUACUGAAUUUGUACUCUUUUGAUGUAGGCUGGCAGCAGUGCUUCUGUGCAAACCUGCCAGGUAGGUGAGAGAGAUGCAUGAUUCUAGCACGCACUUUUGAGUGUUGGGGAAUGACUUGUAUUAACUAAAACUGCUUUGCACUGGAUAUUGGCAGAUUACUGAGGGUUUUCUAGUUGCUAGUUUGGCAGUUACUUACACAAAUUGGAAACACAUUUGGAGAAGACUGGUAUUUGUUACUACUUCCCUUAAUUCUACUGCUUUUCUCAUUGGUUGUUUGACUUUUGCUGCAAAACAUCUGCUUGGUAAAAUAGGUUUUACUUUGACCUUGUUACCUGAAUAAAAGGUUUCUCAGUUGA
Messenger RNA from Vidua chalybeata, 2807 nucleotides. RefSeq names its product ketosamine-3-kinase-like. Bases 39 to 968 code for a protein of 309 amino acids. The transcript is spliced from 6 exons. NCBI's taxonomy places the organism in Eukaryota, Metazoa, Chordata, Aves, Passeriformes, Viduidae. The record is from RefSeq and is a predicted model, not a curated record.